Molecule: messenger RNA, 2598 nt
Organism: Melampsora larici-populina 98AG31
Lineage: Eukaryota; Fungi; Basidiomycota; Pucciniomycetes; Pucciniales; Melampsoraceae
Exons: 3
Coding region: 1-2598 (865 amino acids)
Source: RefSeq, a predicted model, not a curated record
AUGGCUCUCGAGAGAAUUGAGACGACCGUUGGCCAUAUUAAAGGACAAGAAGGUCCGGGGUACAAUGUAUGGCGAAGUCCCUCAAUAUUUUCCCAGACAUCACCAAGAAGACGAAUCUUUGACUCAGGAAGUGCUGGAGACGUUUCGUUCUUUCACUCAUCUAUUGACGAUAUUAUCCAGCAGUCGGGGUAUGAUUUUGCUGGCACAAGGCUCAACGGAAGAGGACCUGAAACAGCAGAAGAACCUCUGCAAGACAAGGGAGAAAGGGAUUGCUUCACUCCACCACAAAAACCGUCUAGUAAUACCUUCUCGCCGCAAUUUGAUGUGUAUGAAAAGCAGCUGACUGAGCUUCCUGAUGGAAAGAGCUCACUCCACGAUCAUCUACCUCCCAAUUCUUCUCCCGUAGAGGUCAAAACAUUCCGCGAGACCAAGAUCCAAGCCGAAGGUUUGAAGCCAAGUAUCGCGUCUGCGUCGUCACUGACCAAAGAUGAAAAGCAUGCAAGCGAGAUUACGUAUACCAGUCCGACCACCGAACGAGAGAAAUUGGUUGCUAGUAUACUUAUUUUUGAUCUACCUGCAAAAGACCAGGUGCAGAGGAAUGUCAAAGUUAAAUAUAAUGGUAAGAGAUAUAAUACUCUUCCACAAGCUGAUGCGACCCCUGAGAGUGAUGGCGAUGCGCAAGGAGAACUCCGGAAGCUGGCGCAAAAUCACCAAGCUCAACCACCCAACGCUGGAAAGAAUAUAGAGUCAGCCAAAGAUCCGAGAAGAACGACUUCGCACAAGAGUAUUACAGGAGAUAACAACAAUAAACUUAUAGAUGAGUCCAGGUCAUUACAAGACAACGGAAAAGGAUUUAUCAGACCUCCCAUAAUCAAGUCUGCAUUGCCAACAUCAGGUUCCAAAGUGAACUCGAAAGGUUUGCAAGAUGCACAGCGGAGCAAGCUCAAAGGAAAACCAACAAUAUUGCGUCCGCUCACUGAAAUUCUCCCUUUGCAUGGUGAUGGAUCUGAUUUAAAGGGAAUAGAAAUAGACUUGGAAAAAGAUGAAGCCAAAAAGGACUCCAGGAACUCAGAUAAUUGGAAGGCUGUUAGUACUCCCACUUGGGAAGUUCCCAUUCCCCAUGAGAUGGACAACAAAAUUCCUACCACCAAGAACAAGUUUUCAGAGAUUUCUGAACAGUAUUUCUACACCAAAGAUGAGAUUCCUCAAAGUCACAUAGGAACUGAUGAUGAAGUUAAUUCUACCUUGAUGAGCAUGGUACCCACUGUGAAGGAUAGGUCACAAGAUCUUGGUAAGACACCCAAUGAAAAGGAGCAAGAAAUUGGGAUAUCAGGGUUAAGUGAAACCCAAAGCCAGAAUGAUUUUAAAAUCCCAAUUGUUAAAGAGUCCCCGAAGAUUACCAAAAAGGAUUACAAGAAGCAUAAGAAAGGAAGUAAACAUAAAAAAGGACCAAAAAUUUGUCAUGUUGCUAAAGGUGGAAAUGUAGAAAGCCUAGAAUCAUCAAAACCAUCAACCUUAUUGGAUGUUACUGAUGGAAUAAAUUCUGAAGAAGAACAAGACUAUUCAGAAUUAUGUGCAUGUGAAUUUAUGAACAAAGUUCUACGUUCAGACAACCAACAAACUGGGUUGAGGAUGGAUUUGAAUAUGGCUGCUCUUAGGUACUUAGGAAAACUUGUUACUGGGCUUCAAGGAAUGAUGGGGGAGAUACUUCAAAGAUAUCAAGUAGGCUUCAGGGACUUGCAUGAGGGAUGCAUGAGAACCAGUGCAUUGGUUCAAAUUUAUGAUGAAUGGUGCAUAUCAAAAAAAUGGUCCACAUUUAAAGAUCAUCUAUCUGAUCCCAUUCAAAAAGUUUGUAGAAUGUUGGACAUUGAGGAGCCAUGGGCAUUAUUCAAAAAUAAAAAGGUCAAAGAUUGGGACAUACUCUUACAUGAGAUAUCAAUAGUAAAACAGGAACCUGACCAGUACAGAAAACUUCAGUGGAUUUUUGAAGAAAAGUUUGAAAAGAGACUUGCUACAUUUUACUUGAUGUCUUCCAAAAAGUUGGGUCAAAGCUCAAGCAUUGUAGAUAGGGUCAUAAAUGAAGGGGCAGUCAUGCAAGGGGGAAAGUUCACUCUUCCUAACAAUGAAACUAUUCAAUUAUUUGAAAACAAAUGGGGUGAAGAAUAUACCAAUCUCUAUUUAACAUGCCCAAGUAGUUGGAUCUCAUCACUGGUCAUAUCUCGUCUCAAAGAAUUAGCUAUGCUGGCCAAUCGUCCAGAUGUACAGAAAUGUGAGAAAGUUCUGUCUAGACACCCAAUAAUAUCUCAUGGACUUAAGUUAGGGGAAAUCCUGGUUGCAACUCAUGUUGGUCUUGAGAUUCACAAGGUCCAUUAUUUGAACAUAUUGUUUCAGAGCCAGAGACAUCAAAUGGAACACCACUUGAUAGCAAGAGGCUAUAUUGGAAGAUGGUCUCAAGAUCUGCCCCAUGAUUUGAGAGAAAGGUCACAUAUGUUCAAAGAAUAUUUUGACCUUAUGGGAAAGAAAGUUUGGGGUUUAGAGAAGUGGAUUGAGAAUUACUUCACAAACCACAAAUUCAAGUGCUCACUCUGUAAUCAUUAA